Messenger RNA from Morchella sextelata, 408 nucleotides. RefSeq lists its product as uncharacterized. The transcript has a single exon. Lineage: Eukaryota; Fungi; Ascomycota; Pezizomycetes; Pezizales; Morchellaceae. The coding region runs from base 1 to 408 and encodes 135 amino acids. The record is from RefSeq and is a predicted model, not a curated record.
AUGCCUGCCACUACUACCUCCUCUCAGCCAAUGCCAAUUGCCCCAAUCAACACCGCCCUCAGAAACCGUUCAGAUUCAAACGGAAUGGGAUCUCCCACAUCCCUCAUGUCUAGCUUCCCCGGCUCUCCUCUCACAGCGGUCUUCACGGAAAGCUCCCAGAUCUCCGGCGAAGAGCCCUCCUCAAUGGCCGCCUCAAUCGCUCCCCUCCUCACGAGCGAACCGCCAAAGACUACCCGCGCUCAUACUCUCCACCACAGUGACCAUAUCCAGACAAUCGAGCCCCGCAGAAGCGCGGAAUCCCUAAGGUUCAACGACUUCAGCCGUGGACGUCACAGCAACUUAUGGCUCUUCCGCGGUUUGUCGGUGAGAGGAGCAUUAAGAAAGAUCGUUUCGGUUUCGAAGAAUUAA